GCGCCGCUCGAAAGCUGCGGAGCAACGACGCGUUUCUCCAGAAACUUCUUCCCUGAAAAACUCGGGGGUUUCUCCGCGUCUGUUCUUGACUUCGCACGCAGAAACUACCGCAGCUGGAUUAACGCUCUCGUUCGGAAUACCUGUGUUUUCCCUCAUGAUAGAGACAGAGUGUCAGACUACAGUUCACGUCCCCAUGCCCUGCCCUGCGAGUGCUGCUCGGCCUGCUGAGCCCAGAGGUGCGUCCGGUGUGUCUGUACUGGACUACAGCGACUGACCUGUUGAGGACGAGGAGGAGAAGGAGGAGGCGGGUCGUCCGAGGGCCCAGAGCCCCCGAAGCAGGCGGAGGGGCCUGUCCUGUCCCAGCCACUCGAAGAUGAACAGACUGAGCUUCCACAACAACAAAACCAUGCAGGACCGCCGCUGUGUCUGUGUCUUUCUGCCCAACGAUGACACGCUCAACGUCAUUGUCAAUGUGAAGACUUUGUGCCAGGAACUGUUGGUGCAGGUGUGCGACCUCCUGAGGCUGAAGGACUGUCAUCUAUUUGGUCUCAGCGUUAUUCAGAAUAAUGAACACAUCUACAUGGAGCUGGAUCAGAAACUGUCCAAAUACUGUCCCAAGGAAUGGAAGAGAGAAGCCAGCAAGGUGGGAAAAGAUGGUAUCGACCAGUUUGGUCCUCCGAUGAUCAUUCACUUCAGAGCUCAGUAUUACGUGGAGAAUGGGAGAUUGAUCAGUGACCGAGCAGCCAGGUACUACUACUACUGGCACCUGAGGAAACAGGUGCUGCCCUCUCAGUGUAUCCAAAGGGAGGAGGCCUACUUCCUGCUGGCGGCCUUCGCCCUGCAGGCCGACCUCGGCAACUUCAAACGCAACAAGCACUUUGGGAAAUACUUUGAACCCGAAGCCUACUUCCCCCCGUGGGUGAUAGCCAAGCGCGGUCGUGAGUACAUCCUGAGACACAUCCCCAACAUGCACAAAGACCAGUUUGCCCUCACAGCUUCAGAGGCGCACCUCAAAUACAUCAAGGAGUGUGCUCAGCUCGAUGACGUCACUGUCCACUACUACAGACUCUACAAGGACAAGAAAGAAGUGGAGGCAUCGCUCACAUUGGGACUGACUUUACGUGGCAUUCAAAUAUUCCAGAAUGUCGGCACUGUGAGGCAACUGUUGUACGACUUCCCCUGGACCAACGUGGGAAAACUGGUAUUUGUGGGGAAGAAGUUCGAGAUCCUUCCUGACGGCCUCCCCUCGGCCAGGAAACUCAUGUACUACACCGGUUGUCCAGCGCGCUCUCGCCACCUCCUGCAGCUGCUCAGCAACAGCCACCGGCUCUACAUGAACCUGCAACCUGUUCUCAAACAAGUCCGGCGACUGGAGGAGAACGAAGAUAAGAAGCAGUACAGGGAGUCGUACAUCAGCGACGCUCUCGAGCUGGACAUGGACCACCUGGACAAACGCUCCCGGGCCAGCGGCAGCAGCGCGGGGAGCAUAUCCCAUCACAAACGUCUGUCUCGCCACUCCACAACCAGCCACGGGAGCUCGCACACCUCCGGCAUCGGGACAGACAGCUUCAGGGCCCCGGGCCAGGCCCCACACAGGCCCCUGAGGACCUGCAGCUCGUCCACAACCAGCCACGGGAGCUCACACACCUCGGGCAUCGAGAGCAGCGGCAAGGAGCGCAUACUGGAUGACGACGAGAUCGAGAUGCUGGUGGACGACCCCAAAGAUUAUGAGGAGCUACAUGAGAUGGCUCUGGACCAGGAGCUGUGCAUCCACAUCACAGAGGACAUGUUGACGAUGUCUCCUGAUCAAACCAACGGAUACUCAGGACUGAUCGUGAAAGAUGUCAGCUCCUCCACCUCCAGUUCCUCCGAGACCGUCGUCAAGAUGCGAGGACAGAGCAUCGAGUCUCUGCCGCAGACAUCUGCAUGCAAGAAGCCCGACUCUUCGACCGACCGCCACAGCCAAUCCCUGGACGACGUGCGGCUCUACCAGAAGGACUGCCUGCAGUGGGCGGAGCUCUGCCAGGACACCGCCCACAGCUACACGUUCGGCUGCGCCCAGGAGCUGAGCGACAGCAGCGGCUACCAGGGUCUGGCCGACCAGCGCGCCGGCAUGCUCGCCGACCAGCACCCGUUCCCCAUCAAGAGAACCAACAAGUACUUCUCCCUGGACCUGACCAGUGAAGAGGUCCCAGAGUUUGUGGUGUGAGGGAGACGAGGCGACCUCAGGGCGGCCUUUUCGCUCCUCCGUGACACAUGUGGAGAUAUUUCAGCCCUCAGGAAACGAGACGAGAGAGGGGAGUGUCGGAGAGGUGGUUUCUAUUCUUGGCAAGGAACGGAAGAGAUGAGUAAACUGGCAACAAGUCGGCUGCAUCUCCAGUCACCACGUCACACGCGUUACACAGGAUAAAUGAACAAACAUGGAGGAUUAUGACUGAAACGGUCAUUUUGAGAACGAACACUCGGCUCAAGAGAACCUGUGUCUUCAAAAACCGGCUCCUCCUGUAUGAAAGGAAACGAAAAGGGAUCGAGUCUUAUGAAAAACAAUUUAAUUCAAACCUGUCUCCUCCAAACUGGUUUUGAAACGAUGUGUGCAUGCAGGUAGAGCCACGGCAGACACACACACACACACACACACACACACACACACACACACACACGAUGGGGAUAUCGAGGGUUUCUGUGGAGGACAGAAAAUCUCCCUGAGCUACGAACCAAAGACAUGAAAUGAUGCGUUUCUGCAUCCGCGUCAUUCUCACAGUGUGACGUAAACAUUUCAGAGGGAAGAUGGACCCAUAAUCCUUUUACUCUUCCUCUAUGCCACUUCAUUUUACCUCAGCAGGAAGUGCGGUGUGCCAACGCUCCCCCGUCUCCUCUCAGGCUGGAUCCUUAAUCAUGUGAAGACACACUCGACGUGCCUUCAUCACACUAUGCAGGUGUCAAAACCCUCGCCUUGACAAUCACCCCCUCCUUUACCCCCCUCGUCAUUUAUACACAUCCAAGCCAUCAGAUUUCAAAGCUCCACUUUAAAUCAACACGUCGUGCACACGCCUCGUCGGCAGAUCAGGCUCGUGUGUCAGCAUCUUAGGUCAAAACUGUUUUUUGCCCUGUGAACUCCGAUCGAGUUUCCCUGGAGGAAUGAGGUAGAGUUCGUUCCUGCGUGUCCGGACUCGAGUCGAGUUUGGGGCCUCAGAAGCUUCCCUGUAAUCCCGACUCAAGAUGGAGCCCGGGCUGGUCGCCAGCCAAGACAAACAGUUCUGAUGCAUGCGUUAUUCGUCUUCCUUUGAGUCCUCGUUACUUUUGUUUUCGUCUCAUCGUUUUAAACUGGAAUUUGUUACAUUGCUUCCUGUUGUUUAACCUGAAAUCUCUUUACAUGUUGUGGUUUUUGUAAAAAAAAAAAAUCGUCCAGACUGUCAUACAGUAUUACAUUCAAAUCUAUGCGACAGUAUUAAGAGGUUUGUGGCUCCGAACAAGAAAGACAGGUUUCAUUAAUAAGAGGUGAGCGGAGUGUAGCCUGCGGUAGCUGACAGCUCCUGUUAUUACGCGUUAAUUACAUCUCAAUCUUAUCAAUCUAACGUUUCAACGCUGGUGUGAGUGAGGACGGGAGGUUGUUUUUAUUUUUACUCGUAAUUUGUGCAGCUCAAGUUCAAAGUGCCGCAGUUAUAGCUUUAAAAUUACAGCCAUAAUGUUUUUAUUUUAAGUCCUCUGGGGUGAAAACACUAAAGAUUUAUUUAAAAUGCACCGUAACCUUUUACCACGACAACAACAAUAGGUUUGGUUUAAAAUGAACUUUUAAAACAUUGCGUUGCUUUAAAUUAUUUAAAAAACAACAAUUGGAAAAAGACCAGAUUCUGCUGAUAAAGGAACAUUUAUUAAAUUUCCUUGUGAAGAUUGAUACUAAACAAUAGGGCUGGGCGACAUGACAACAAAUAUAACAAAGGUUAAUCUCAUUCGAUGUUGAUCAUCAAGGUAAAUGUCACAUUAUUAUUUCUUUUAAGUUUGAAGACUUUUGCUCCUGAAUGAAAGUUGUGCUUUUCUUUCUAAGCAGAUAAUUUCAAACACUUGAUAAACAACAACACUGUGUUUACACAAAGCAUAAGAUAUAUUUCAAUAUAUAUUUGACUUUUGCUAUAUUGCCAUUGAUUUAAAAAACAUUAUUUGCAAUACUUAUGGAUAUUGUUUUAUUGUUUAACGCCUGGCCCUACUGUACAACCUUGUUAGCUUUGGACACGCUAGUUGUUUCCCUCUAUUUCCAGUCUUUAUGCUAAGCUAAGCUAAGCAGAUAUGUGCUUGUGGUACAGUAGCUUCAUAUUUACUGUAGAGACACAACAUCGGGUUCAAUCCUUUUCUCCAACUACCGGCAAGAAAGUGAAAAGUGUGUUUCAUGAAAUGUCUCAGCAAAUGUUCAGUGGUCACUCUGCCGCAUGUCGUUGUCAGAUGAAAUCCAGCGAACAACAAACAUCGGAGCUGAGAAAUGUUCAGUCGAGCCUCAGCUACUUAAACUCAUGUUGCCGAGCUGAACUGUGACGUGCACGUUCGUAGCUGCGUUUCCAAAGUCGUAUUUAAUUUUUCCCCGCGUCAGCAAAUAGAGCAUCCGAACAAGUUUAGUUUUGUUUAAAAAAGAGUUCUCUGUUUGACAUAACUCAUGAAUUUGAUACUGCUAUGUAAUUAAAAACAACUAUAUUUCUUACAGUUUGUUUCUUUCACUGUUUUGAACUUAUACGUAUUUCUACUCAUUAAUUGAAAAUGUCUUAAGUCAUAUUUUGAUGGACAAUGAUGUUUCUUAUAUUCAAACAGUGUGUGUGUCGAGGUACAUAGCCAUACAGUCAUAACCCAUCACCUUAAAGUCUUCAUGAAUUCUUCUGACUUCGAUAUAUGGUCCUAGAGGCCGUAUGUGUGCGUCCAUCAUCCUUUCUGUGAAAGGAUCACCUUGUAGUUUGAAAGAAAAAAAGAUUUGUUAUUAUGAAGUCUGGUCCGUGCCUUCCUGGUACUAACGCCCUCAAUAUCCAAUAAAAAGGUACAUUUAUCUACCAAA
Messenger RNA from Platichthys flesus (European flounder), 5035 nucleotides. It is a transcript of the gene frmd6, whose product is annotated as FERM domain containing 6. The coding region runs from base 374 to 2209 and encodes 611 amino acids. Gene Ontology annotation, biological process: positive regulation of hippo signaling. The transcript has 14 exons. Lineage: Eukaryota; Metazoa; Chordata; Actinopteri; Pleuronectiformes; Pleuronectidae. Gene Ontology annotation, cellular component: cytoplasmic side of apical plasma membrane; cytoskeleton. The record is from RefSeq and is a predicted model, not a curated record.